AUGGUUGCAGAGUGGUUGCUGCGUGGUUGCGCGGUGGUUGCAUCAGACAAAGGUUUCAAUCAAACAAUGGUUGUAGGGGUCGACCCUGCUGGUGUAAGAUACACUUUGGAGUUGUUAUAUGGCUCAAAUCGACAAUGCAUAGAGUUGAUGUGGAUGUCUCGUGAUGCAUUUGUUCUUUUGUGCAAUCAUUUUAGACAAAGAGAAUGGAUUAAAGAUAGUAAGAAUGUAUCAAUUGAAGAAAAGAUAGCAAUAUUUUUAACUAUCAUAGCACAUAAUGAGCGAUUUAUUGUCAUGAAGCGAAGAUUUCAACACUCUUCACAAAUUGUUCACAAGUAUUUUCAUGAGGUUCUUGAAGAAAUGAUGCAUUUUGCAAAAGAGAUGAUAGUAUCCACAGUUGAUUUUGAUUCCAAUAUUCCAACUACUCAAAAAAAUAUUAGAAAAUUUUUCAAGGGAGCAAUUUGUGCACUUGAUGGAACACUAGUGCAUGCUAUAAUCCCACUUGGCAAACAAAUUGCUUAUAGAGGAAGAGGAAAGGGAUGGGAAGGAGUAGCACAUGAUUCACGAGUUCUAAAAGAGAUAGUAGCCAAUCCAAAUAAUUGUUUUCAAUUUCCUCCUCCAAGAGAUUAUCAUCGUAGGCGUGCUGUAACGAAAGAGGAAAAGUUUAAUCAUGCUCACGCUCAACUAAGAAAUGUUAUUGAACGUUCAUUUGGAGUUUUGAAAUCAAGAUUUCCAAUACUAGAUAAGAUGGCUCCAUAUGAGUUUCAUGUCCAAAGAGAUGUUGUUAUUGCAUGUUUUGCAAUUAACAAUUUUAUUAGGAAGGAUUGUAUCAACGAUGAAUUAUUCAAUCAAUUUGAUCAACCUCAAGUCAUCUUUGAGGAAGGACUGGAAGAACAAAUAAUGGAGGAAACAAAUGAACCCAGUUGGAGAGCAGAAGAUGCACAAUUCAUGAACAAUUUGAGAAAUGAACUUUCACUAAAGCUAAUGCAAAGAAGAGGAAACAAUUGA
Molecule: messenger RNA, 1005 nt
Organism: Cannabis sativa
Lineage: Eukaryota; Viridiplantae; Streptophyta; Magnoliopsida; Rosales; Cannabaceae
Exons: 5
Coding region: 1-1005 (334 amino acids)
Source: RefSeq, a predicted model, not a curated record